AAGUGUGUUUUGUUUCUCAUUUUCGUAUUUAUUUGUGAUUCAUUGUUGAUUUUUGUGGACUGUUGUUAACUGUUAGCUAUUUAAAACGUAAAAAUGUCGGGUCUCAUGUUAGAUGAUGUAAAAAUAUCAAUGCAAAAGUUCGGCCUGCCGGACUAUAUGGUGUUUGUGGUAAUGUUGGUGAUUUGUGCAUUGAUUGGUGUGUAUUUUGGAUUCUUCGAAAAAAAGCCAGCCAAAAAAUGCGACGAAGAGUCCGAUUAUUUAGUGGGGGGUCGACAGAUGUCAGUUGUGCCCAUAACAAUGUCGUUGAUUGCAAGUUUUGUUAGUGGGAUAACGUUACUUGGUACUCCUACCGAAAUAUACGUUUAUGGCGUGCAAUACAUGUUUGUUAUGCUAGGCGUUAUUUUAAUGGGCAUCGCCAUGACCUACAUCUAUUUGCCUGUCUUCCACGACCUUCAAUUAACGUCCACUUACCAAUACUUGGAGACCAGAUUUGACAAUCGAGUUCGUUUGUUUGGCGCUGUACUUUUCACUUUUGGCACAAUGCUCUGGCUUCCGAUUGUUAUUUACGUGCCAGCGUUAGCGUUUAACCAGGUAACCGGGGUCAACGUUCAUUUGAUCACACCAAUUGUUUGUCUCGUUUGUAUUUUUUACACUUGCGUGGGAGGCCUUAAAGCUGUGGUGUUUACAGACUGCAUACAGCUGGUUAUGAUGUUUGGUGCCAUGUUUCUGGUCAUGAUAAAGGGGACAAUUGACAUUGGUGGAUUCGGUAUGGUGUGGGACAAAGCAGUCGAAAGUGGACGGAUCGAAUUACCUGAAUUUACCUUUGAUUUGAAAACAAGACACACCAUCUACGCUGUUGUAAUUGGAGGUUUUGCCCAAUGGUUAAAAAGCAAUGCCAUCUCUCAAAAUAUGAUCCAACGCUAUCUGGCGCUACCUACACUCAGAGAUGCAAAAAUGGCUCUUUGGCUAUUCAUUCUCGGAACUUUGGUCCUGAUUAUCACCUGCUCCUACUGUGGUCUUUUAAUAUAUGCAACAUAUCACGACUGUGAUCCCUUGACCACUAAAUUGGUGAAGGCCAAAGAUCAACUGCUACCUCUGCUGGUGAUGCAGCUGUUUGGCGAUUAUCCUGGUUUGCCUGGAUUGUUCGUUUCGGGUGUUUUUAGUGCUGCUUUAAGUUCCUUAUCAACUGGUUUGAAUUCCAUGAGCGCUGUCAUUCUUGAGGAUUUCGUGAAGAGUUUCAUCAAGAAGCCCCUAACCGAAAAGCAAACUCAUUACGUAAUGCGUUUUGUAGUUGCCAUAUUUGGGGCAAUUUGUGUAUGCCUGGUAUUCUUGGUGGAAAAAUUGGGUGCCGUUUUGCAAUUGUCAAUCAGUUUGGGAGCUGUUUCAAAUGGACCACUUCUAGGGAUAUUCACGAUGGGAGUGUUGUUGCCAUGGAUAAAUGGACUUGGGGUUGUGAUUGGGGGUGCAACUGGUCUAGGAGUUAUGGCAUGGAUUUGUGCUCGUGCCCAGGCGGCAAUAGCAACAGGUGAACUGUUCCAUUCGAUAAAACCAAUAGAUACCCAAGGCUGCGGCUACAUUUUUAUGGCUGAGAGUCCAUUGAACUUGCUGGCAAUCAACGGCACUGAUGCUCCAUUCAUUGAAGACCCAGUCAUCGGACCUGACUUCACCAUCUAUCACAUUUCCUAUCUAUGGUACACUUUAUUGGGAGCUCUAAUUACAAUUGCUGUAUCAACCAUUGUAUCGGCCAUAAGUGGCUUUAACGACCCACGCAAAAUGGACCCCAAACUAUUCGCACCGUUUGUACGUAGAUAUUUGAAGUUGGAGUUGAAACGUGAAGAACCGCUCGGCACAGAGGAUGACAUUCGAUAUGCCAGUUGCGUCGAUCUGAAAGCAAUCUCGUCCACUACCUGAGUGUUUUCAUUCGGUUUAAGUAACUCAUAAAUGUAAUAGUAGUAAGUAGUAUAUAGCAGUUGAAAAUAUGAAACAUUUUUGGUUGGAAUAAAAUGUUACGCAUACGAAUAAUUGGUUUCUGGUGUCAGACCUA
Molecule: messenger RNA, 2044 nt
Organism: Sitodiplosis mosellana (orange wheat blossom midge)
Lineage: Eukaryota; Metazoa; Arthropoda; Insecta; Diptera; Cecidomyiidae
Gene: rumpel
Product: sodium-coupled monocarboxylate transporter 1
Exons: 11
Coding region: 94-1911 (605 amino acids)
Biological process (GO): transmembrane transport; sodium ion transport
Cellular component (GO): membrane
Molecular function (GO): symporter activity
Source: RefSeq, a predicted model, not a curated record